AUGGCAUCGCAGAAACGCGGCGGGGGGUUUAACCACUAUGGUCGCGACCAAAAUGCCAAGAAACAUCAGCCCCAGCAUCGCAAUCCACCACCGCCUGAGCUUUCCUCAAAAGACAUGCAAACAGGUCUCGUCGCACUGCUGGAUCGCUUCGUUGCCGACGAGACAAAAUGUGGUGCAGACAAAGAAGCUCUCCACCACGCCAACGAGCUCCGCCGACUGCUAUGCGCCCGCGACAACACGACUUCCUCACACGCCAAGCGUGAACUCGACGAGAAACGGCCUGACAAGGCUGUGAAGGUGGCCAUACCUGACUACGUAGACCGCAAAGUCCGCGCCGCCAAAGACCUGCCGCCUCUCCCUCCCAUUAGCGAACCCCACCUCCACGAAGCCGUCUUCACCCAUCGAUCCGCCAUCUUCGACCCAAGCAUCCCUGGCUCCGCGUUGGGUCAAGAUCUCAGCCUAGACUACGAACGUCUAGAACUUCUUGGUGACGCCUACAUUGAACUCAUUGCCUCCCGCGCUCUCUACAACCGCUUUCCGCAUGUUGACGUGCCCGAGUUGUGCAUGUGGCGCGAACGCCUCGUUGAGAAUUCGACCCUGGGCAAAUUCUCCCAUGCCUAUGGCUUUCCAGAUCGACUGAAGCACCGCGCCAUGUGGGACAAAACCUCCAAACAGUACCAAAAGGUAGUUGCCGACAUAGUCGAGGCAUAUGUCGCCGCCGUUGUGCUCUCAGACCCGGACAACGGCUUCGAGACUGCCGAAGCAUGGCUUACCGAGCUAUGGGCACCACAACUGCUGGGCUUCCGAGAAAAGAUCAUUGAGAACCCGCAAGCGCGCAACGAGCUUAAUAGGCUGGUUCUUGGCAAAGACGUCAAGCUCAUCACAAAGGAAGAGAAGCCGAUGAGCUACGACGAGAACAGCAUUCAGUGCUAUUACAUUGGCAUUUACCUCACCGGCUGGGGAUACAAGGACGAGUGGCUUGGUAGUGGACAUGGGCAGAACAAGGUUCAGGCUGGAGUUGCUGCAGCUGCUGAUGCACUGAAGCGAGACAGACAUUCAAGUCAAGAAGCGGAAGAAGGAAGACGAUAG
Pyrenophora tritici-repentis Pt-1C-BFP is the source of this 1089-nucleotide messenger RNA. Lineage: Eukaryota; Fungi; Ascomycota; Dothideomycetes; Pleosporales; Pleosporaceae. The record is from RefSeq and is a predicted model, not a curated record.